AUGGAAAAAUCACAAAAUAUAUCAGAUAUUGAACAAACAAAAUUAUUUUCUAUUAUUCAACAACGUUCACUUGAACGUGAAAUUGAUCUUAAUAAAAAUAUUGAACUUGAAUUUAAAUUAUUAUGUUUACGUAAACGUUAUAAUGAAUUAAUUGAACAUACAAAUACACUUAAAUAUGAAUUAAAUAAUGCACAAAAACAAUUACAUGAAAAAGAAAAAAUUGAGCCAAAUUUAAAUGUUGAUUUGGAAAAAGAACGACGACGUGCAGAUGAAUUUGAAAAUGAUUAUAAAUCUUUAAAAAUAAAAUUUGAUGAUGUAUGUGAACGUAUUCGUAUAGCUACACAUCAAUUAGAACAUGUACAAAUUGUACUUGAAGAAACAUCACGUCAUUGUGAACAAUUAGAAAAAGAAAAGUCCGAAAUUAAUACUCAAUCUGAAUAUCUUUCACAAAAUGUUCUUAAUGUAACAUCAAAAUAUAAAGAUAAAUUAAAUAUAAUAAAAGUUCGUUUAGAACAAGCAGAACAUAAAAGACAUGAAGUACAACUUCGUAAUGAAAAAUUUCAAAAUGAUAGACAACCGUUUGAUGUAAAAAAUGAUGGAAUUCGAGAAAGUGUUAUAGUAAUAAAAAUAUUUGAUGUUAAAAUUAUUCCAUCAGAUCAUUCAUUAUCGGAUGAAUAUGAAAAUCGAUAUUUAUAUGAAUUACAACAAGAACGAAAUGAAUUAAUGAGAAAGAUGCAAAAUGAAAAUGAACAAAUGCAACAAAAAUUAUCUGCCCAGGUGAUUCGAUCCGACUAAUCAAUGCGUCGUUCAACAAUUGAUUCAUUAGUACAAGAAAAUCCAACUAAUUAUACAUAUUCCAAUUCUCAAAUACAAACAAAUGUUUUAAGAUGUGCACAUUGUUUUGCACCUAAAUCAAAUGAUUUAUAUACACGAUUUUGUACGGAAUGUGGUCUAUCUUGGCAAAAACUAACUCAUAAUCCACCGGAUAAUUAUUCAGUAAUUCAAAAUAAUUCUAUUGGAUAUGAUGACUACCCUUCAUUUGAAAAAAAGAAACUACCUAAUCCCAUUCUGUUGAACAACUCAUAG
Molecule: messenger RNA, 1086 nt
Organism: Rotaria sp. Silwood1
Lineage: Eukaryota; Metazoa; Rotifera; Eurotatoria; Philodinida; Philodinidae
Source: the annotation of a GenBank genome assembly